AUGAUGCAAUCGACUAUUUUCUAUCCUCGCCGCUAUGAAGAGGCCCAACGCUCUCUGCCAGCGAUUCCGGCUUCGGGGAUUGUGAGAAAUCGCACAACGGAGCGCGUACUUGUUGUCCUGGAUGAUGAUCCGACUGGCACACAGACUGUGCACAACGUGGCCAUCUUGACUACAUUCGAGGAAGAUGUCAUUGAGCAGCAGCGCCGCACAGGGGAGCGGGGGUUCUUCAUCCUGACAAACUCGCGUGCAUUUCCGUCGGACCAGGCAUCAAAAUUACUCAAUACAAUCCUGAACAACCUCCGUGCUGCUUCUGAAACAGUGAAAGUUUCCAUCGAUGUGGUUCUGCGAUCCGACUCGACAUUGCGCGGCCACUUCCCUCUCGAACCACAACUAGUUGACUUAGCCCUGGGGCCUUUUGGGCUGUGGGUAUUGGCACCUGCCUUCUUUGAAGGCGGCCGUGUCACAGUCGACGAUGUCCAGUUUGUUCACGAGGGGGAUUUUCUAGUCCCUGUGGCGAACACGCCGUUUGCUCAGGAUCGGAGCUUUGGGUUUUCUUCCAGCAACCUACGAGAGUGGAUCGUUGAGAAAUUUGAUGGCGGCGAUGUUCCAGACAUCACUAGCAUCGGAAUUUCUGAUCUGCGUCGUCCAGACGGGGUUGAAUAUAGGCGCCGGAUUGUGGUCCUCAAUGCAUUCUCCUACUUUGACUUCGAGAUAUUCAUUGCCGCCGAAGCUGCCGCGCAGAAUACUGCCCCGCGACUCUACCGGACUGGCGCGAGUUUCAUCACAACCCGACUAGGCAUUGAAGCCAUUCCUCCGCUUCCUCUCAGCUGGAGAGCCUUCUCGAUCGCUGCGCAAGUCAUCUCGCAGAUCAAAGUAGAAGUGCCUUCCUUGUUGAAGAAUGGACGUGCAGAACAGGAUAUCGUGGGAGAGCUAGCACGCCAAGUUGAAUCGGUGCUGACUGGUGGUUGUGACUGUAUUAUCAAUACAUGUCGGAAGCUGAUCCAUGGCGAAGAUGCCAGUGCUAGCUUGUCCAUCGGGAAUGUUGUUAGCGAUAUUCUGGUGAGAAUUGUGCAGGCGACUCGGAUUCGUCCGAGAUAUAUGAUCGCCAAGGGCGGAACCACUAGCAGCGACAUUGCAACCAAAGCAUUGAAUAUCAAGAGGGCACGUAUUCUAGGACAAGCAGCAACGGGUGUUCCCCUAUGGCGCAGUGAUGGGACCUGUGAUAAGUGGCCUGGCAUUCCAUAUAUUGUUUUUCCGGGUAAUGUUGGCUCACCUGAGCUGCUUGGAGAGCUUGUUUCGUCGUACCAUCAAGCAUAG
Messenger RNA from Aspergillus glaucus CBS 516.65, 1317 nucleotides. RefSeq lists its product as uncharacterized. The coding region runs from base 1 to 1317 and encodes 438 amino acids. NCBI's taxonomy places the organism in Eukaryota, Fungi, Ascomycota, Eurotiomycetes, Eurotiales, Aspergillaceae. The transcript is spliced from 5 exons. The record is from RefSeq and is a predicted model, not a curated record.